AUGACCAAGUUCGCCUUCCUCGGCCUCGCGGCCGGCGCAUCUGCCGCUGUGCUCUCCAUCCCCUCGCUGCCCAUCCCCACCGGUGGCCCCAAGCUCGACGUCAACAUCUUCAACACCCAUGAGAUCAUGACCCUCUCCCUCUCCGACAUCACCGAAAUGGUUGCCAACCAGACCGAUGCUCCCACACCCGAGCCCGAGUUCGACACCUUCGCCGCCGCUGCCACCUGCAGCAGCGUGAGGGUCCGCACCGAGUGGCACGACAGCUCAGACACCACCAAGCAAAACUUUGUAAACGGUGUCAAGUGCCUGCUUGGCAAGGCUUCCAAGGGCAACUACCCCGGCUCAAAGAACCGCUACGAAGACUUCGUGCAGGUCCACCAGACCGUUACCGACAACGUGCACAACAACCGCAAGUUCAUCGUGUGGCACCGCGCCUUCCUGUGGGCUUUCGAGCAGGUCAUGAGGGACGAGUGCGGUUUCACCGACACCAUCCCCUGGUUCGACGAGACCAAGUAUGCGGGCAAGUUCUCGCAGUCUUCCAUCUUCUCCGACAAGUGGCUCGGUGCCAUCAACCUCGGCGGAAACUGCGUCACCAAUGGCCAAUUCGCCAACCUGGCCUUGAACAUCGGUCCCAGCACGGCCCAGUUCAACCAGUACCACUGCCUUGCCCGCAACGGCAACGCGGCCGACACGGCCAACACCAACAACAACAUCGUCAACGGCUGCAGGGCGUUGAAGGACUACCAGGACUUCGCCAAGUGCGCUGAGCAGGGCGCGCACGCCUACGGCCACAACGGCAUCGGCGGCGUCAUGCGCGACGUCUAUGCCUCUCCCGGCGACCCCAUCUUCUGGCUCCACCACGGCAUGGUCGACCGCCACUUCCGCAUCUGGCAAAACGACGACUCUUCCCGCACCGGCUACAUCGACGGCACCGGCCCCGGGGGUGCCGCCCUCACCAUGGACACGGACAUCUUCCUCAACGGCCUCAAGCCCAACAUGAAGGUCAGGGAUGUCAUGAACACCAUCGCCUCGCCCAUGUGCUACAAGUACAACUACUAG
Molecule: messenger RNA, 1059 nt
Organism: Didymosphaeria variabile
Lineage: Eukaryota; Fungi; Ascomycota; Dothideomycetes; Pleosporales; Didymosphaeriaceae
Exons: 2
Coding region: 1-1059 (352 amino acids)
Molecular function (GO): oxidoreductase activity
Source: RefSeq, a predicted model, not a curated record